AGACCCAGAUAUACAAAAGAAAGGAAAAUUGGAAACCAGAGAGAUGGGGGUGCAGGAAAGUGGGAAUGGAGUUGGGGACAAGCACAAGUACAGGAGGAUGGAUUUUGACGCUGCAGAGGACGUUUUUUUGUUGUCAAGUAAUGCUCAAUGCCAAGAGGAUGUUUUCAAGAGGAGAAGAGAUGUGCAGAAAUUUGUUUUUGCCUGUGCCGUUUUUGCCUCUCUCAAUUCUGUGCUUAUGGGUUAUGAUAUGGGUGUUAUGAGUGGAGCAAUUUUGUUCAUUGAACAAGAUCUCCAGAUAUCAGAGGUACAACAAGAAGUUCUUGUUGGAAUUUUAGCCAUAAUUUCGCUUCUUGGUAGCUUAGUUGGAGGCAAAACAUCAGAUGCCAUUGGUCGAAAGUGGACUAUAGCAUUAGCAGCCAUUGUUUUUCAGACAGGGGCAGCUAUAAUGACUUUUGCCCCUUCCUUUGAAAUUCUAAUGAUAGGCAGGCUCUUGGCUGGAAUAGGGAUAGGCUUUGGGGUCAUGAUUGCACCAGUGUACAUAGCAGAGAUAUCACCUACUGUUGCCAGAGGAUACCUUACCUCCUUUCCUGAAAUUUUUAUAAAUUUCGGAAUCCUUCUAGGAUAUGUUUCAAACUAUGCCUUUUCAGGACUUCCAGUGCAUAUAAAUUGGAGGGUGAUGCUUGGUGUGGGAAUACUUCCCUCAGUGUUCAUGGGUUUUGCACUGUUUGUGAUUCCUGAAUCCCCAAGGUGGUUGGUGAUGCAAAAUAGGGUUGAAGAAGCUAGAAAAGUGCUGUCAAAGACAAAUGAAAAUGAAAGUGAAGUGGAGCAAAGAUUGGCAGAGAUACGAAUGGCUGCUGGGUUUGCUAAUGCGGAGAAAUAUGAAACAAAAGCUGUUUGGCAUGAAAUAUUAUAUCCUUCUCCUGCAGUUCGACAGAUGCUUAUUACUGGUUGUGGAAUCCAGUUUUUCCAACAAGUUACAGGUAUUGAUGCUACAGUGUAUUAUAGCCCCACAAUCUUUAUGGAUGCUGGAAUCAAGGACAACACUCAGAUUCUUGCUGCAACUGUUGCUGUUGGUUUUACUAAAACCAUAUUCAUUUUGGUAGCUACAUUUCUCAUUGACAGGUUGGGCAGAAGACCUUUGCUUUUUGUAAGCACAGUUGGGAUGACGAUCAGCUUACUUGUUUUGAGUCUGUCGUUAUCUUUUACUGGGGAUGGAAAGCUUGGAAUUGGGUUGGCAAUUUUAUCAGUUUGUGCAAAUGUAGCUUUCUUCUCUAUAGGACUCGGCCCUAUUUGUUGGGUUGUGUCAUCUGAAAUCUUCCCUCUAAGGCUUCGAGCACAGGCAUCUGCUCUUGGGGCAGUAGGAAGUAGAGUUAGUAGUGGUGUGGUUUCUAUGUCUUUCCUCUCAGUAUCUCGUGUAAUCACAGUAGGAGGAACUUUCUUCAUCUUUUCAGUGAUUUCAGCUAUUUCUGCUCUUUUUGUCCAUACAUGUAUUCCAGAAACAAAAGGCAAGUCUUUGGAGCAAAUUGAAAUGAUGUUUCAAAACGAGGGAGAGUGGCAAAGAGGGGAGGUUGAAUUGGGAAAUUUAGAAAGACUGGUGCAAAAGUAAUGAGCAGGUAGUGUUCUUUGAGGGUGCUUGUUAUUAUAGACCAAUUCAAGUGAUGGGUGAUUUUCACACAUCUUGUGAAUGCUAUACACUUCAAAAUCAUUAAACAUUCUUUGGAAAAUUGCAAGUGUUCCAUGAAUGGUAGUUGUACGCUGACAGAACAAGAAGCCUUUGGCAAAAGAAGCUUGAAAUCAUGGCAGCUUGAUGUGCAUAUUUGAUCCAUUUUUAUCUGGUUUCUUGAUUGUGGAGAUUGAGCAUGUAUUUGGUUGAUUAAUUCAUUUAGAUUUGUAGGGAUAAGUUACCUAGUCUGCUGCUCCUACACGUGCAAUUAUGCAAAUGUCCAGAAAAGAUGUUGGUCUAACAUCCACCUCAGGAAGACAACUGGAGAAGAUAAAUCUUUACAACAGUGGAUUGUUGAACUCAACAGCUGUAACUCUUGAGACAAUAUAUAUUCAUCAUUUUUCAAACAGGAUA
This is a messenger RNA of Manihot esculenta (cassava), 2077 nucleotides long. RefSeq names its product probable polyol transporter 4. Gene Ontology annotation, molecular function: myo-inositol:proton symporter activity. The transcript is spliced from 2 exons. Gene Ontology annotation, cellular component: membrane. The record is from RefSeq and is a predicted model, not a curated record. Bases 44 to 1606 code for a protein of 520 amino acids. Gene Ontology annotation, biological process: transmembrane transport. NCBI's taxonomy places the organism in Eukaryota, Viridiplantae, Streptophyta, Magnoliopsida, Malpighiales, Euphorbiaceae.